Messenger RNA from Entamoeba dispar SAW760, 1812 nucleotides. RefSeq lists its product as uncharacterized. The transcript has a single exon. The coding region runs from base 1 to 1812 and encodes 603 amino acids. Gene Ontology annotation, biological process: small GTPase-mediated signal transduction. Gene Ontology annotation, molecular function: guanyl-nucleotide exchange factor activity. NCBI's taxonomy places the organism in Eukaryota, Evosea, Mastigamoebida, Endamoebidae. The record is from RefSeq and is a predicted model, not a curated record.
AUGGCAACAUUAAAACAGCAACUCGCUCGUAACUCCUUUCAAAAAGCCACCUGUAAAUCUAUUGUUCCUCCUCUUUAUACCAAUUUAUCUAGUGCUCAAUCUUUGCCAAGCCUUGGAAGUUUAUCUUCUCCUAUUCAUUCUCCUUAUUACUCAAAGAGUUCUCGUUCAUGUCAACAAACUCCAAGAACUGUAACAUUUUCCAGCCAAGAAAGUCAACGAACCCCAUUUAUAACAACUCCAAAUCAACAUACAAAUUGUUCUUUACGUAAAAUUCCUUCAAAAUUAUCAAAAGUGUGUAAGCUCUUUUAUAAUGAUGAUAAACGGAAAAGACAACCUACUAAUAAUGAAACUGAAAUAUUUCAAGUAUGGAAAGAUAUACUUAUAGAUAUUAAGAAAGAUGGAAAAAGUAAAAAAUGGAGACAAACAUGGAAAAAUAAUAAUUUGGUUCUAUUUGAAGAUUUUAUAAUAAGUGAUUUAAAAUUUAUUAGAGAGUAUGUUUGGUGUCUUCCAAGAAUUAAAAGAGAAGUAUUGACUUGUCUUGUUAAUUGUGUCCAACUUGGGUAUGUUGAUGACUUUCUAUUUCAAUAUUGUUUAUUGAAUAAUCAAAGUUUUAAAGAAGCUCUAUCUUUUAUUCAAACUUUACUUGACAAUGCAGAAUAUAUUUUUGAUUCUAAUGGAGAUCCUUGUUAUAAUGAAGAUGGUCUUAUCAUUCAUAUAUCUCCAAAAAAACUCUUUUCAGUUUGUCUCCAUGAGGUAUUAGGAAAUGACGAUUUAAUUACUUUUUUUACUGAAUCCUAUCCAUUUUUCAGUGAUUCAUUUACUAUUCUUCGUUGGUGUUUUGAAUACCAUAAAAAAAUUAAAAAAGCUUUUUUAAAUCAAAAAACUAAUACAGAAAAUUGUAUGGAAUUGAUGAGACUAGAAAAAAUUAUUAUUGGGGUUCUAUUAAAGAAAGAUUCUUUGGAUGAAGAAAUUAUUAAUGAAAUAAAACAUUAUUUCUGUACGGGAAUGUAUUCAACUUCUUUCACUAUGUCAGUUAUGGAAAUAUUAAACAAUAAAGUUGUUAAUGAAACAAAAAAGGUUUCUUCAACCAUCCCUUCUUCAAAGGAAGAGAAGAAACAGAAAAAAUGUAAAUCAUAUAAUGAAAGAAGAACUGAAUAUAUAGAAAACAUCAACGAAGUUCAAGAUGUAAAUCGUGAAAAUCUUUUCACUAUUCAUCCUUUAAUUGUAGCCCAACAAUUAAUUUUCUUCGACUAUUCAAUGUUUAAAGUAAUCCAACCUAUCCAAUUCUAUCAUUAUGACAACUGUUGUAUUAACAAAUAUAUCUCAAAACUAUCUGGCAUAAAAUGUCUUAUUAAAAGACAUACUACCUCUCCUGAGACUCUUUCUUUCUUUUUAGAAGUUGCUAAAUUUUGUAUUGCUCUUAAUGAUUUUAAUAUGGGAUAUAUUAUAUUGGAAGAACUCUUACUUUUAACAAAAACAAAUAAAGACUUAUCUCAACUAUUAUCUCAAGAAGUUGAACAACAAUUAACAAAUAGCUUUUCUUUAUUCUCCCCUGUGAAACGAUAUGACAAUUAUAAAAAUGCAAUUUACUCUUUACUUUCAACAGAAAGCUUUAUUCCGUGCAUCUUUAUCCUUGAAAAACAAUUGAAAAAACUUAACAAAAAACCACUCGUUGAAAAUAAUCUCCUCAACAUUGCAUCCAUCAAAGAACAUUACCAAGUCAUUCAACUUUUUAUUUAUGCUUUAAAAAACCCUUACCAAUUAGAACAAAAUGUGUCGUUUCAAUUUUUCUUUCAUUCCAUGUGUAAUUAA